GCAGCGGGCAUGGGAGACUCCAAGCAGGACCAAGUGCACCCUCAGACCACAUGCGACGACGCAGGAAAUGAAGAAGAUCCUCCGGCGAAACCUCCAGAGCCAAAAGAAACUUUGGUGCCGAAUGACGAAUCGCCGACGACGGAAGAAACACCGUCGCCGCUCAGAAAAGGUUUCAAACCGAGAGGCAGGUCGCUGAUACCCAGAAAUAAAAAGGAACCGAAGCAGCAGUACUUUUGUGACGUACCGGCGGCAUACGGAGUGGGAGCUGACGGGAUGAUGGUGGAAUUUUUUAACAAAAUCGAACUGAACGAUAAGUCGUAACAGUAGGCAAGAUGAGGUGCGACGUACGUGGUGACCCAUAGUUAGAAAUGCGAAUCUGCUGACCGCGUGGUGGGAUGUACGUUGUGAGGUGCGAGCUGGUAUAUGGUCUUGGUUUGUGACGUGAUAGCGUUACCGUUUUAUGUUCACCUACGGUCUAACGGUACCGCUGGUACUGCCGCGCCGUUCCAUCAACUUCAGCUUUUGCUUCCAAUCGCAAUACAAUAUGCCCUUCAACGUGAGCAACUUCUACCCACAAACCAUAGCCGUGAGGGCCCACGAGAACAAGUUCGACCUCACCAGGGUGAAAUUUUACGAGUACCUCGCCUCGUUCCUCGAGAGUUUCGGGCUGCGUGGCGAGGAAUGCACUCUGAGGACGGUCUGCGAAGUAGCCGAGAUUCCCAUGUACGAAACGGACGAAACGUUGCUCGAGAAAAUAGCGUCGUUCGUUUUCACGCCUUCGGUGGGCUUAAAAGCCGAUAUCGGGAACAAGACCCUCGAGGACGAUGGUCUCGACUUCACGGAGAGGUUGCUGCUGGCAGAAAAGUACGGACGAGAUGGGAAAAACUGCGAAAAGAAAUUUUCCGACUGCAUUGUUUCAAUUUUGGAUCUUUUCACUGAAUUGUACGUUGUUAGAUAAUAA
This is a messenger RNA of Cylas formicarius (sweet potato weevil), 961 nucleotides long. RefSeq lists its product as uncharacterized. The transcript has 3 exons. The coding region runs from base 461 to 958 and encodes 165 amino acids. The record is from RefSeq and is a predicted model, not a curated record. NCBI's taxonomy places the organism in Eukaryota, Metazoa, Arthropoda, Insecta, Coleoptera, Brentidae.